Molecule: messenger RNA, 1470 nt
Organism: Babesia bovis T2Bo
Lineage: Eukaryota; Apicomplexa; Aconoidasida; Piroplasmida; Babesiidae
Exons: 1
Coding region: 8-1450 (480 amino acids)
Source: RefSeq, a predicted model, not a curated record
ACACAAAAUGGAAACCUGGAGGUCGAAACUCGAAGCCAGCGGCGGUGUGUUCCGCAAGUUCACAGGGCAGUUUAAAGCAGCGCUGGGCGAAGUGGGAACGCAACUCAAGCAUCAUGCAAGCCAGGCAACCAAGGAAAUAGGAAUCGAUCUAGACAAUAUCAACACACCGCCAUUCUGCAAAGGGAUUAACCAAGUGCAAUGCUCACUAUUCUCACCACCGGGCAGCUGCGCAAGCAAACGUACAAGCAUCAGUGUGUCAGGAGAUUAUAACUUCGUAUUCGAAUUGAAAUUCCAUCCACAUGAAAUAGGAGUUGUUAUAUGCACAGUAUCCAAUGUCAAGGAACAAGACUGUACCUUCAAAUGGAGACGUAAGCAUGCAACCUAUGUAGUGGAUAUCGAACAUGCCAAAGGACCGAGAUAUGUGCUUACAGCCGAUGAUAUAGGUAACAGCAUAGUGGUCCAUUGCACACCAGAAGGAGGAUUGGGUACAGCCAUUGGAGAAAUCGGGCCCUUUGACGUGGAUGUAACCUCAAGAAGAGCUAUCCAGGACUCAUUGAUCAACUCAAGUGCAAGACACGAUGUCUACAUGGAACGUGAUGCAGCUACCAUCAAGACGGUUACUGAGGUGCUACGAAACCCAGAUAUAACAUUCUGUAAAGAUGGGUCACAGGUUAAAUACGUCAUGUAUAUCAUGGCAGAGGAAGUGCAACUACAGUCAGAUGAUGAUUUUAAAGGAGAUACCAUACUGAAAUGCAGAUAUACAAGCUCAUUCCCAAGGGUUAGACUAUGUAACCAUGAACCGUGCAGGAUGUUCCUCACAAUCAGUGAUAAGCAUGAAGUAACUUUACGGAUGCUCAGCAAGCAACAGAGAGAUAUGGUAGCACUCACCCUGCGGGCAUUCCACAGCAGAGCCCUUAUAUUAAACUCACUGGAAACUAAUUCAUUAGAAGUCCUGAGAGAUGGAAAGUUGCAAGAUGUAACCAGUGGAGGUAGACACCUAAAUGUAAUCAUGGCGCUACAAAAAGCAAAUGACGAUCUUUCAGUAGCACUAGAUGAAACCACAAGGUUACGUAAGGAGCUCAGUCGUUGUAAACAAGAAAAGAGCUUUUUGGAAUCUGAAAUGGAAAAUACAAUCAGAGUGUUCCAACAACAACUAUCUGAAGAUGAUACACAAGAACCUAGCAAAGGACAUAAUAAGGAAAAUUACGAAACACUGUACACCGAUUUGAUCAACAGAAAUGCACAAUUGGCAGAUCAGUUAGCUGAGAUCACAAGAGAACGCAAUAACAUAGAACAGGAACUAGAUACAGUACGAGGGGAACGAAAUAGACUUGAUAAACAUGUACAAAGCGUGGUUAAGGACCUGGAAAGAUUAAGGUUCGAUAACCAAUGUCUAGAGAAACAAGUAGAAGAUCUAAAGGCUAAAGUCAGGAAACUCGCAUCGCUCUAAACAUAGGGAUCACACACAGU